Molecule: messenger RNA, 1464 nt
Organism: Cyphomyrmex costatus
Lineage: Eukaryota; Metazoa; Arthropoda; Insecta; Hymenoptera; Formicidae
Product: protein RRP5 homolog
Exons: 5
Coding region: 359-1387 (342 amino acids)
Biological process (GO): rRNA processing
Cellular component (GO): small-subunit processome; nucleolus; nucleus
Molecular function (GO): RNA binding; protein binding
Source: RefSeq, a predicted model, not a curated record
AGAUGACACUGGAAAAUUUUCCUCGAGGAGGAAAAAAAUCUGAAAUUAAAAGAUCAAUAGAUACUUUAGCAUACAAAUCGGCAUAAUGUCAGAUUCGACUCCCGUCAUUAUGACGUACAAUCGAAUCUUGAAUUUUAUAAGGUGUUAAAUCGGGAAAAUAGUCGUUGACGUGUCGACGAACAGGUAAUGCCGCCAAAUAUCCUGUACCAUUACGUUUCACGAGAACAAGUAUCAACCAUUUAGUAAUCAUUAGAAUCUCUGCUUUUAAUGCGAUUCCAGUGGGUAAUUCUAAUAGUGUUUUUUGCUUCGAACUAAUGCUGUUUAUUAUUCUUGGUAGCAAACACACGUUGACAAAUUCAUGGAGUUAGCGGGACGAUUGCGUAUUCCAGAACUUGGAUUUUCUUGGGAUGACAAAACAAAAUUGGCCGUUUUUUCUAAUGCUGAAACGUCUAGCGAUGACGAGCAAGAGCUCAAAGAAGACCUUAAACAAAAGAAGAAGAAACUGAAUGCGACUGAGCGACGGGAACAGGAACGACAGGAAGAACGGGAGAUUCGUCAGCGAGAGGAAGCUUUGAUGAGCAAUCGGGCACCUAAUUCGAUCGAUCAGUUCGACAGAUUAAUUUUGUCGAGUCCUGAUAGCUCGUUAGUGUGGUUGCAAUAUAUGGCACAUCAUUUGCAAGCAACAGAAAUCGACAAGGCGAGAGCAGUCGCAAAACGUGCAAUUAAAACGAUAAAUUUCAGAGAAGAAAACGAACGUUUAAAUGUAUGGAACGCAUGGCUGAAUCUGGAAUCCAGAUACGGCAACGUCGAAUUCUUAAAUGAUGUAUUCCGGGAAGCUGUGAGAACAAAUGAUGCAUAUAAAGUAUAUAUGCACAUGUUGACUAUACAUGCAGAUGCCGGUAGAAAAAUCGAGCUUGAGAAAUUGAUAGAUACCGUGAUUAGUAAGUUUAAACAAGAUCCCCAGACAUGGAUAGACUGCGGCGCUGCAUUAUUGAAAAUCGGCAUGAAAGAAAAAUCACGGCAGAUUAUGCAACGGGCAUUGCAAUCUUUGCCUGUGUCUCAGCAUGUAAACCUGUUGGUGAGAUUUGCAAACUUAGAAAACAAACUAGGAGAUAAGGAACGAGCACAAACGUUAUUCGAAAACAUCCUGAGUUCUUAUCCAAAACGCAUCGACGUGUGGUCGUGUUAUAUAGAUUGCUUGAUAAAAUCUAACGACAUCGAUUUAGCUAGAAAAGUGUUAGAACAGGCGUGCGUUCAAACACUUUCACCAAGGAAAAUGAAAAUUCUUUUCAUGAAAUUUAUUAAUUUUGAGGAAAAAUAUGGUACGUCCGAGGCUGUAAAUCGCGUACGGCAGAUGGCUACAGAUUAUAUGGAAAAACAUAAGUAAUGUUCUUGUUUUAUAAAUAAAUGGCGUUUUAUAUGUGUAUGACAAAUAGAAUAUUUCUUUGUAUUCCCAGAUAGCAA